AUUCUUUGCGCAUCUAAUUUUUGAAACACUAAUAUGGUAUCAUCACUGUGACAACCUUCUUCACUCUUCCACAUGCCAUUUUCUUUCAAUUCUUGCUCAUCUUCUUGAUUGACCAUGGAAAAUUCAAACCAAAACAAUUCAUCACCGGAUCAUCUAGUAAAUUCGAAAAAUCCACUAUACCUUCAUCCUAGAGAAAAUCCGAUGCUCAUUCUUGUUUAUCCGCUUUUGACUGAGAGCAGUUUCCAUCAAUGGCAACGUGACAUGAUGGUUGUUCUUGAAACAAAGAACAAAGAGAAUUUCAUUACUGGUUAGUUUCCAUGUUUUCCAAUCACCGAUCCCCUUCAUGAUGCCUGGCGUAGAUGCAAUCGCAUGAUGAUGGCUUGGCUUACGCGAUCCAUGAGUCUGUCGAUAAAGAAGUCUGUGAUGUGGAUGGAUACUACAGCUAAAAUGUGGAAAGAUCUCAAGGAUCAAUUUUCUCAUUCUGACAAAUUUCGCGUUGUUGAUCUUCAAGAUCAGAUCCAAAAUUGCAAGCAAGGUGAUUCUAGUAUUUCUGAAUACUAUACACGAUUGAAAAUUCUAUGGAAGGAAAUUGAAAUUUUAAAUGAUGAAUAUUCGCAAGUGCGUGCUCAGAUCAUGAUGAUGCAUCCAAUGCCAUCAAUUGUCAAGAGUUUUUCCAUGAUUCUUCAACUUGAAAGGGAGUUUGUUGGUAACUCUUCCAAACCUUCUUCUCAAGAUUCUAUUGCUUUCACUGUUUCUCAUAAUGAUCAAUCUAAAUACAAUAGCAAAACCAAAAAUACUACCAUAGUGAACAAAAAUAAUACAAAUUCUAGAAAACCUUAUGGAAGGAACAAUAAAUAUUGUGAACAUUGUAAGAAAACUAAUCACAUAGUUGACACUUGCUAUUGGAAGAUUGGAUUUCCUACUGGAUAUAGAAAAUCAAAUAGAGGUAUUUCUUCUAGUUCCGUUGCUUCUGCUAGCUUGGUUGAAGUAGCUCCAGACACAACCUCACAUCAUUCUGACUUGGUUGAAAAUGCUAACCGUGAAUAAAUUAGUUUCUCAAAGGAACAAUAUCAGGCUAUCAUGGCUCUUCUUCAAUAUUCUAAAGAUAAUUCAGCUUCUGUUAAUCAUGCUCAAACCUCAAUUGUUAAUCAUUCAGGUGAUGUUUCUUGUUCAUUUUCAUGGAUUUUGGAUAAUGGUGCUACAAAUCACAUUUGUCCAUUCAAAUCUUUGUUUAAAUUUCUCAAACCCAUAAAACCAAUUACCUUAAGAUUACCAAAUAAUGUCAUUAUCAAUGCUAAUUUUUCUGGCAACAUUCACCUUGGAAAACUGAUUCUUGUCAAUGUUUUCUAUGUACCAGAUUUUACUGUUCAUCUUAUUUCUAUUCCUUGACUUAUUUCCUAUAUCAAUUACAUGGUUAUAUUCUAUGAUAUGCAUUGUUUAAUUGUGCAGAAAUCCAAUUUUUAGAUGAUUGGAGCAGCUAAGCAAUGGAAUGGCUUAUUUUACUUGCAAGACUCAAGUGACUUGGACUCACACGAAUCUUCUUCAAAUCAUGUUUUUCCUUUAAAUUUUUUUAGAUGUAGCUACCACUGAUAGUUCUAUGUUGUGGCAUCUUCAAUUAGGGCAUACUUCAAAUAAAGUGUUAAAGCAUUUGUCUUCUAAAUACAAUGAUAUUGUUUUUUAUUGUUUUCAACCAUGUGACACAUGUCAUUAUGCAAAACAGAAAAAGCUUUCUUUUCCUGUUAGUAACAAAAAAAGUUCUAGAUCUUUUGAACUUAUCCAUGUAGACAUC
Molecule: messenger RNA, 1789 nt
Organism: Cajanus cajan (pigeon pea)
Lineage: Eukaryota; Viridiplantae; Streptophyta; Magnoliopsida; Fabales; Fabaceae
Source: RefSeq, a predicted model, not a curated record